Messenger RNA from Saccharomyces mikatae IFO 1815, 240 nucleotides. It is a transcript of the gene SNA2, whose product is annotated as Sna2p. NCBI's taxonomy places the organism in Eukaryota, Fungi, Ascomycota, Saccharomycetes, Saccharomycetales, Saccharomycetaceae. Gene Ontology annotation, cellular component: membrane. The record is from RefSeq and is a predicted model, not a curated record. The transcript has a single exon. The coding region runs from base 1 to 240 and encodes 79 amino acids.
AUGCACGCCCGCGAUUGGUUUUUAGUUUUCAUUGCAAUUUUCAUUCCUCCAUUAGCAGUUUGGUUGAAAAGAGGAUUUUUUACCAAGGAUCUGCUAAUUAAUUUUCUGUUAUUUUUACUAGGGAUCAUUCCUGGCCUGAUCCAUGCUUUGUAUGUGAUCAGCUGUCAUCCAUAUGAGGAGAGCGGUGCUCGAUACUCUCAGCUCUCUUCUGCAGAUGAUAACUAUGGUAGUUUAGCAUAA